CUUGGUUCCGGCGGGCUGAUUAACCUUUGGCCGCUAGCCCUGGAAACCCACCCGGCCACCGCCGACCCGAGCCACCGAUAAGAUCAACGCCCCCCCGGGGUUUUGCAUUAGCAAUACGUUAGGAGGGGCGACUGGGCAAUUGGGGUUAGCGGAGAAACGAAGCACGAAGAAAAAACGAGGCCGCGACUGCGAGAGGGAGGGGACGGCAUCGUAAGAUCCCGCCCCGGAUGCUAUCGAAUUCCGACAACUCGCUCACUCAUUCAUUCGCCCACCCCCCAUUGCGGCAACGCCAACUGCGCGAUGCUGCAUUGAGAUGUAGCCCCUACCUAUCUCGAGAGACUCUAAUCGAUACCAGAAUACCGCUCUAAGGACAAACCCACCAGGCCGAUCCGCCGGACCGCGGCGCGGAUUUUCUCUUCUUCCCCCUCCCAGUCCUCCUUCCUCGCCACCACCGCUCCCCAUUCCUGCUCGCCCGUAGCCACGAUGGCAUCCACGACGGCCUCCCGCGCCGUGCCCGGCUGCAGCGCGCUGUGGCGCGCCCCGGCCUUCGCCCGCCGCGGGGCGCUGCUGGCGGCGGUGCGCCGCGCGUGCCCGGCCGGCGGCUCGACGCCCGCGCGGGGCGCCCACGCGAAGGCCGCUGCCAAAGCAGCGCGGUCCUCGGCGCCGACGACGAAGCCGCCGCCGACGAAGCCACCGCCGACGAAGCCGGCGGCCAAGGGGGCGGCGAAGCCCUCGGGCGGCGCGGCGGCGGCGGCGCCUGCACCCCCCGCGCGCCCCGCUCCUGCGCACGCCGCUGACCCCGCGCCCGCCGCCGACCCCGCGAAGCCGCUCGUGCUCGAGAAGCCGGAGCGCUUCAACCCGCCGUCGCACGGGGCGCGGCUGCCGCGGGCGACGCCGCGGCACUACGGCGGCGCGCCGGGCGCCGACGAGGUCGCGGCGCAGGCCGCGCGGUCGUACCCGGGGCUGCCGCCGCCGCCGAACACGUGGGCGCACCGGUUCAUCCACAGCCGGGGGAUCCACCUGUGCAUCACGCUGGGCACCCUCGGCUCGCUCGCCGUGUACACGUUCGCGGCCAACUUCCGCGCGACGUCGCCGUACGCCGACAUGGUGCCGCCGCUCGCGGACCUGCCGCGCGACCCGCUCGCCUACGCCCGCCUCGCCUUCGAGGCCCUGCGCCUCCACGAGCAGCACCAGGCCGCCCUCGCCGGCGAGACCCGCCGCCAGCGCGCCGACGACCUCCUCAAGCGCAACGAGUACCGCCGCGCCCACGGCCUCGAGCCCGCCACCCGCGGCUUCUUCGGCGGCGCCGGCGAGAUCCGAACCCCCGGCCCCGCGCCCCCCGCCGCCCCCGCCGACCCCGCCGACGUCGGAUCCCCCGUCGCCGCCGUCGCUGCCCAGGAGCCGCCCCCGCCACCACUACCGCCGGUUGCUGCGGAGGUGGCCGCCGAAGCCCCCGAGACGGCCCCUGCUGCGCCCGUCGAGGCGGCGCCCGUCGAAGCUACGCCGGACGGGAAGCGCAAGAAGUACUUCGGUAUCUUUUAAACGGAGAGGGGAUGCUGCGCGACGGAGAGUAAGUAGCCGCCGGUAUGUAGCACAUGACUUAGCACGCAAUAUUCUACUACAGGAUGGGUAGGACCGAAUGGUAAUACGUGUGGGACCGGAGACAGGGCCGAGGA
Molecule: messenger RNA, 1676 nt
Organism: Durotheca rogersii
Lineage: Eukaryota; Fungi; Ascomycota; Sordariomycetes; Xylariales; Xylariaceae
Exons: 2
Coding region: 484-1542 (352 amino acids)
Source: RefSeq, a predicted model, not a curated record